GCUUAAUUUCCUACCCCUUUCUCUCCUCUUAGCUAGAAGAUUCAUUUUCCAAGACUUUUGGUUGGUCUUCGAGGUAUAUACAUGGUUGACCUAUUCAAUGUUCAAAAAGAUGUGUUAUUGACCAUCAAAUUAUUAUGCCAAAGACACGGGUGGUUGUUGUGGGAAUGUGGGGUAGUUGAUGCCUUGCUAUGUGGUGACCGUGCUUGAUUGUGAAACAUGAAAAGGACUAAUUGAAAUGACAAAACAUAGGCAUUGAGGUCAAUGACUAUUGGCUAUUCAUUCCAUUUGAAAGGAGAAUUGACAGUUGCACCAAUAAAAAUUUUUGUACGUUGUAGCAGUGUAUAAAGUUGACGGACUGCAAUUGAAUUGGAAUAUGGGGGCUACCAUAUUCUUUGUGGGGCUGGCUGGUGGCAAGCAUGUUAAUGAUUAUGAAAAUGAGUUUCCAAGCAUGUUAAGAGAAAUCAAGAUGACACCAAAAGCAUGUCAUAAAUUUUGAAUGACAUAAUUGAUUAAGCAUAUAUUUCAUGUUUAACUCUCUUAAUGCUAGCAAUUUGAUUAAAUAAGAACAGAAAUACAAGAUGUCAACUCAACCGGUUUGUCAUUUAAAUACCAAUUUAAAUAUCCAAUCUAAAUACUACUCAAUUUUUAUUAUUAACCGAACGUACUCAUUUAACUUCAAACUCAACCGGUUUGUCACACGUUGCUGCCUUGCUGGCCUGCUGCAGUCUGCAGUUAAGGCUGUUAAGAUAAGAUAGUUUUUACAUUGCAGUUGAAACGUGGAUAGCAGAAUGCUCUUGAACACCAACACGUCUCAUUAGCAUGACUCUACGUGCCCUUAACCGUUUCCCUAUCCAUUGCAUGCCUUUAAUAUAAUUAAAGUCCCCUCAACUUUAUCUUCUCUUCAACUCAAGUCAGUUCUUGCAGCUUCCCAACACACAAAUUUCAGCCAUGGGACAAGGCGAAGAUUCGAAGACCAAAAAUGAAUCCAGCGUUCAAGUUCAGGAAAGAGGAGAAAUUUUUUUCUUUUACAGACCAAAAGUAGGCAAACAAGAAGUACAUGACCCCGAUGAUGUCCAACGUUUAUACAUCGUUCUCCGUCCAGAGUCUGGCGAACACUCCAUCGAAGUAAAGCAAGAUCCUCAUUCUGGCAAGGAAGGUGAAGAGCUUGGUUCUCACAUGGAUCCUGGAAAACCUACCCGCGAUAUUUCCUCCGAUAAAGAGCAUUCGGGUGGCGAGGGAGGAAGUGGGACACAAGAAGUUAACAUUGAAAAGGAGCCUUUGCUCCGGUUCAUUGUAAUGGGCAGGAAAAGUCUCCCUGAUCCUAGCAAGAGAAAGGGACACCGUCCUUAUUGGGGUUUCGUAGAAAUGGUGACAACGAAAAUCGACGAUGUUAAAGCGGCUCUGAAGGGGGAAGAAUAUGACACGUCGACUAGAGGACACCGUGUAGUAGCAGCAGCUAGAGCUGUAGGAGAAGGUGUUUAUAGAAUCCUGAGACAUAAUCCGAAGAAGAGAAUGCAUACUCAUUUGGUUUACAAGCUUGAAUUUCCAGCUGAGGAUGAGAAGAGCGAACCGCAGGAGGAAUUGAACAUAAAGAGGGAAGGGUCAUUUCUGAUACAGAUCAAGAACCCGGAGCAACCUGGUGGAUCACAGUUUAGGGGGCUUCAGAAAAAGAGGAAGGCUACAUUUCCAGCACACUUGCAAGGUGAAUUUGGGCAGCUGAGGUAUCAUCCGGCCGAUCCACCGGACUUUUUGAACUAUGAAGGGUGUGAAUUUCUGCUGAUAUCUGCUUCUGAUGAUAUAGAAGAGGAAUUGGGGUUGGAACUCAAAACAGAAACUGAAGCGGAACAUGAUCCGUCGUGUUCGGAUUUGGUCAGGACUUUUGGUGAAGCAGCUCCAAUUCGUGCUCUUCUUAGAGGGACUUGGGUGUAGGUUUGAUGCUAAAUAUGUAGAAUAUAAGUUUUAAUGCAGAAAGGUAGUGUAUGUAAAUGAUGGUAGUAAGACUUGUAAUUAGUGACACCCCUUCCUCAACUUCAGUUAUUAUUUUGUUGCAAGUUAGAACGUUUAACAAGUUAAUCCCAAGCGAUUGUUUGUGUUU
This is a messenger RNA of Capsicum annuum, 2095 nucleotides long. RefSeq lists its product as uncharacterized. The record is from RefSeq and is a predicted model, not a curated record. Lineage: Eukaryota; Viridiplantae; Streptophyta; Magnoliopsida; Solanales; Solanaceae. The transcript is spliced from 2 exons. Bases 949 to 1929 code for a protein of 326 amino acids.